AUGGAUUUCCUUGAAGUACUAGAUGUUUUUGGAGGUACAAUCUUCCCCGAGGAGCUCCGUGGCAAUUUCGUCACGGUGGACGCCCACAUCACGGAAUUGGAGGAAGCGGCUAGUGCAGUCGAUGUAUCAGUACAUCAAAAGGCUCAGGCCCUGCUUCUUCGCGGGAUAUACUACCUCCUCCUCGGGGAUUUCUCAAAUGCUCGACGACAUAUUCGAAGCAUAUUCGACCUUACCAGUGAAGGGCUUGAGAAUAGGUGGCUGCUAAGGACGAAGAUGUAUGACUUCUAUAUCCUUGUGCUGCAGUAUCGGCCACCAGCUAUUCGAUUCCGAUCUUCAAACCCAGAUACCUGGACAAUGUUAAAUGACGCUCGCUGUGACUUCGAGGAGAGAAGGCUCCAGGCUUGGCAGGUCUCCAGAGAGAUAUUGCAGCUUCAGCCCCCAAAUUUUGCCGACUGUCUUGAACAAGGUACGAUUCUGGAUGCACUGUCUUUUAAUACAGCUCUGCAUAUUUCAAUGCUCGCCCAUCCAAAGUACACACCGCUCGUCACGACGGAAUCGCUCCUGCCAACAGGCCUUGGCGAUAUUAGACCAAAGGAUUUCCAGCUCGUGCUUGCAUCGGGAAUACCAGCUGGUUUUUUUGCCAGCCAAUGCAAAAUUUCCCCACAGAACUCGCUCGAGAGAUUCGCAAUCGAGGUAGAUUUGGCAAGAGUAACCGAAAAUACACUUGAACGUCUACAAAAACUUUACUUCGUAUAUAUUGAGUCGAACGAUUUGAUUGGAGCAGGACUUUGCAAGAUCUUGGAAGGAGACCAUAUCAUCUCUCCCCCAUUCACUAACCCUAUCGCUUUGAAUCUGAUAGUUCAGGUUAGAGAGAAUGGCUGGGAGAAUAAGGAUUGGGAUUCUAAGCAGCUUAAUUUUCGACUGCGCAACAAUCCUCGGGCUCAAGAGUGUUAUUCCGAAGCACUCCAUUAUAUGGAGGCGGCUGGCUCACCACGCGGCCAAGGCGCCGUCUUCCUAAGAAGGGGUUGCAUCUACCACGCCGAGGCCCUUGACUUUAUGUCAAAGAAAGAGUCCGCCCAAGCCAAUGAAAAUUUUCAGCUAGCUGAGAGCAACUUUGCGAAAGCUCUGGCUCUGUUCGUUAACGACACCACUAAUAGUGAGCUUGUUCACUGUCAUCAAAUUCUGCUUGCCACCACCAGCAAGACUCCGACCAAUGUGGUGGACAUGGCACAGAAAAUGGGAAGGAGGAUGCGCGCGACAGAUAACUUUGCUUUGUCCCAAUUUCUCGGUCUUCUACUUCUUCGAUUCGGUCAUUUUCAGUUCACCUACCACCGAAAUCUUGAAGCCGCCACCGCCUGUUGUGAAUACGCAAGUGUCUACUUUGGCGAGCUAGACGAACCUAUUGCAUCACUCUCCACUGCCAUUGCACACAUUAUGAUGUUAAAGGAAUCUCAAAACACUUGGAAGGCACAAGCAAAGGUCAGACAGAUCAUCCGACCCCACGGGAUUCUGGAUACUGCAAUGGCAUUCCUGGACAGCGUCAUCUCUCAGGCUCCAAAGCUAGAGCACUUCAAUAUUACGAUAGGAGGCAUUCUCCAAAAUUGUGAAACGAUAUUAACGGCAGUUUGUACUACCAGUGGAAAUGACGAACUGAGGAAUCAGGUGGAAAAAGUACUUCAUCCCCUUCGAGGAGACUUUCGAGCUGUCUUGGUCUCUCAGAAAGAAAAGAUUUUCAAAGCCGAAGCAAAGGACGCGAUGAGCGAUCAUGAAAUUGGCUUUACGGAUGCUGAAAUGCAUCGUGCCAUCCGUAUUAAAGAGAUCAGGACUUCGUUUAAUGCAUACUACGACCAGUGCGUCAGCCGUUGCUCUGAGGCUAUUGGCCAGAGAAACAUGGAGCGUGCGGAAGCUGAGCUCCAGACAUUCAUAACACACUGUGGUUCUGUGCAACAGUUGAACGAUAGAGAGAUCCUCUGUCGGAAAAUACCAGCACUGGCGCAACUCGGACGCAUCAACGAUAUGCACAGGGAGCUUCCUAUAUUUGUAUCCAACUUUUUCAAAGGCGAGGGUGACGAGAACCUCCGCACCAAGUUGAAGCAUAUGGGGAUGCCAGGCGAUGCACUAGAAUUUGCAAUAAUAGUUCGCGGUAAUCUGGCAGAGGAGGAUAUCUCCAUGUGCUUCGUUGCACAGGCCUGGGAGACGGGCGCAGAGAUACUAAAGAAUAUUCGAAAGACACUGCCAGAAUUUUUGGAAAAGAAGGACUUAGCAUUGAGGCCACACGGGUGGCGAUUAAUGACCUAUAUUGCUGCUUUCUAUGAACAUGAAGGCAAACUUGAGGAAGCACUCGACUGGUACCUGGAGGCACUCUCCGUAUUCGAGAACUUACGCGAGAAGAUCUCAGACCCCGAUGCUCGGCGUGCAGCAUAUGGUACAGUUCACACCGGAGAGUUGUAUUGUGGUCUCACUCGAACGUCACUUGCGUUGUCUUCGAUGCUAGGCGAGUCGGAUCGCCGAGACCCCGAACAUUGGGGCCUCCCUGCGUCGUCCUGGAAGGACCAAGCACUUAUCUUUAUGGAACAGGGCAAGGCUAGAUCACUUCUUGACAUAUUACUUGUAAAGGAGGCUGCAGAAACAGAGCAGCUUCAAGAUUGGAUGAAGGAGGCAUACUCAAAUCGUCUCCUUUCCACGCUAUUUCAGCCGCGACAACCCCACGAGAAGAGGAUGACGCAAGCUGAAGUGGCCAAAGAGCUCAAUAUCCGUGAAGAUAUGUUUGACCCUGUUGAGGAGUCUUUGAAGGAUAGACAAGGAGUGACAUUGUCUCUUUUCCGUGGCACCUUGUUCCUGCCAGAUACGAGGACACUGUACAAGUCGAUUCCUCCAGAAUCCCUUGUCUUAGAAAUGGCCAUAUGCAUGAGCGACCUCCUAGUCCUGUGUAUCUCAUCCUCUGGAGUUCAUUCCAUCCAUAAGUCCAACGUGGAGUGUAUGGACUGCGCAAACUCGUUCUGA
Molecule: messenger RNA, 3003 nt
Organism: Metarhizium robertsii ARSEF 23
Lineage: Eukaryota; Fungi; Ascomycota; Sordariomycetes; Hypocreales; Clavicipitaceae
Exons: 1
Coding region: 1-3003 (1000 amino acids)
Molecular function (GO): protein binding
Source: RefSeq, a predicted model, not a curated record